This is a messenger RNA of Caenorhabditis angaria, 6562 nucleotides long. The record is from the annotation of a GenBank genome assembly. NCBI's taxonomy places the organism in Eukaryota, Metazoa, Nematoda, Chromadorea, Rhabditida, Rhabditidae.
AUGGGAUCAUUUCUAAUUUUUUUGAAUUUACGAGAACGUGAGUUUUUUUGUUGUCGAAAUUAAACAUCGGCUAACAAAUUGAAAAAAGGUAUAAAGUAGUUCGAAGACUUAAUUUCCAAUGAAAAUUAGGCUUUUUCGAAGAUUUCAAAAAAAAAGUGUGCGCCCAAAAACUCUUCCCUUCAAGACUCAACACACAAACUGCAUGUCCCUUUAAACACACAGUAAAUUUUUGUUUACUUAUUUUUAUUUUGUUGUUUUGUUGCGAAAGUCAUUUCAAAUUCUCCCUGCAGCUAUUGUACAAUGCCACGUAUCUACAAUUGGAAUGUAUUUAAACAAUUGAAGUAGUUGUCGGCGAACAUGAAAAGGUGAGUCCAAAUUUGUCUUCGCAUCGCUGCUACUUUGAUGAAUGUGGGAAUUUAUCGAAUUUUCAAUUUAUUUGUAUUUAUAUUGAAAAAACUUCAGCGGUGUGACGAAUAUGUGUCAAUCAUAUUUUGUGGCAAAAUGCAGUCUUUUUAUUUUUCAUUGUCGAUUUUAAAAUAUUCACCAUUGAAAUUGUUUUUCGGGGAAAAAUUAACGAAAUUUUAAUUAGCAGAUAAUUUUUCUCUAUAAUUCUUGUGGCAACCAUAACUAACAAACUAUUUAAAUUAUUUUUCUGUCAACAAAUCCAGUUUGUUCAAAAUGUUAAUCUUCAAAUCCAAAAUCCUUUUUUCUUCCACUUUUUUUUUGAUGCAAAAAACCCUCAUCGAAAAAACUCCAAAUCUUUGAAAACCAAUUAUUUGAAACGCGUCAGCCUCCUCCCUCUUUACACAUUUCUCUUUUGUUUGCGUAUUCUUGGCACAUGCAAUAGCAUUUUUCGGUCAAUAAAAUAAAUCUUGUGAUUUUUUGCGGACCACCAAAUGUUUUUAUUUUAGAUUCUUCCAUGUUGUAACAGAAUGAACACUGGAAAUGAAUUAGAUGUUACUUUAGUUGAUUAUUUUGUUGUAGCUGGAUAUGACCAAGACAUCGGACUUAUUGUAAGUUUUUUUAAAUUAAAAUAAUUGAAUACGUAUGUUAUUUUCAGCUUGAUACUUCAUAUGAUCAAAAUCAAACUCCUGGAGAAUCACCAGGAAGUUCAAAUCCAGUAAAUCGUCCGCCUUUGAAGAGAUCAUUUGUUGCAAAAAUAAUUAAUCAUUUUCCUCAAAGAAGACCUGGAAAUCCAUUCCCUGACGGAAUAUUACCGGUAAGAAAAUUCUCAAAAGUUUUAUAUUUAUGGUAUCAAAUUUAUUUCUAGUUAUGUAUGCCAAAAGGUCUCCGUUUUUACACCGAAAAAGAUGUUCCGGAUAAGCCUGAAACCCAUACAUUUGCAAAUAUUCGCGAAGACGGCUCUCGAAUAAACGGAACUGCUCUUACAUUUUUUGAAGAAGUUAAAGAUGUCACAAUUUGUGAACAAAUGUCACAAUUACAACAAGAUCAUGUGAGAGAAUUGACUGUAAAAAGUAUUGCUGAAAAUUCUCAAAGAAGACCUCAUGUACCGCCAGGAACUGUUAGUGGAGGAACACAUACAUUAUCAAGGAGAAGAGAUAAAAUAAAACGAAUAUCAUAUUAUGAAGGAGGUGGACACAAUACACUUUAUAUGUUUGUUUUUUUGAAAAAUUGUUAUUUUAAAAUAUAUUCAAAAUUUCAGGUCUCGCACAAUUUGUGUUAUUUCCCGACUACCACUUGUAAACGCAACAAAAUCAUUGUUAUCUGCAUUUUACUCGAUUUUAUCUUCAAAAAAUGCUCCAAAGUUACCAUUGGAAUCGUACAUUUAUUGGUGUUUAUAUGAAGUUCCAAUGCCAUCGCCAAGUACAACUUUAAAGGUUUGAUUGCCAUUUAUUUUUCCUGACACGAAAUAUUUUAUCACUUUGCAGAUUUCCCUAAUCGAUACAACAAUUGUUGUUCAAAGACCUGGUCAGAAAGAACUUCCAUUUUUUGAUGAUUCAAUUGGUAGACUUUUCGAUUUCAUGAAGAUCGAGAAAUUUAUCCGACUAUUUUCAUGUUUUCUAUUAGAACAUCAAAUUUUGUUAUGUUCAAAAGAUUUAUCUCGUUUGAUGACUGUUUGUGAAACACUUCUUGCUUUAUCAUUUCCAUUUCGAUGGCAAAUGGUUUAUGUUCCAGUUUUACCGUAUUCACAAUUGAAGUUUGUUGAAGCGCCGGUAAGACUUUCAAAUUGUUUUUUUUCUUCAAAACUGCAAAUGUGAUUUUUUAAGGUUCCUUAUGUUAUGGGAUGGUGUUAUGAGGAAAGUGUUCCAGAAACAUUAUUUCAAUCAAAUGUUUGUGUUGUUGAUUUGGAUACUGGAAGAGCUGAAUUACCUGAAGAUGUUCCUAAUUUUCCUGGAGCUAAACAAUUGGCGAAUGAUAUUAAAAGCGCCAUUCAGAGGUUGGUUUUUCGACCGAGAGCUUUUUUAAGUUAAUUUUUUUGAAGAUUAUCAAUAAAUAAACCCGAAGAAAAUAUGAUAGCUUCAAUUGAUACAAUCAAAAAUUAUGUUGAUGAAGAGGAAUCAGAAAGUGUAUAUAAUGGUGUGAAAAUGCGGAAAAAACCAAUAAAUCGAAGAUUAGAAGAUUGGUCGAUUAAAAGAAUGAGUCGAAGUUUUGAUGAAGGAAAUGCUGAUGAUUUAAUGAUAAUGAAAAGACCAAGUCGAAGUGGAUUACAACCAUUACCUUUGGAUAAUAAUGCAUUGAGAAAUAAUUCAACAUUAGCAAAAGUUGCUGAAAUUGCGAGAAGAGCUGGAGUUGUUGUUGAUAUUGAUGCUGAACUUGGAGCUGCACAACAACAAAAUAUUGAUUCUCCAAUUGCCAGACAUUAUUUUGCUGUGAGUCUUUUAUUCUCUUUUCUUUUUUCUUUAAAAAAAAUAAUAUUUUUGUUUAGGAUGCGAAGGUAAAUAAUGCAAUUCGUGAAUGUGUUUUGAAUCGAUUCGUUGAAAUGUUUUAUUCCUAUGAACAUUUUGUUAUUGGUGGACAAGGAUGUGAUGAUCGAGAAACUUAUGAAGCAAAUCGCGAAAGUAUGGCUAGCUUUGAUAAAGCAUCAUUUCUAUCUGAUCAACCUGAUAGUCAUCUCACAUUUCUUGCCGCUUUUCUCGAAACUCAAAUGUUCACCUCAUUUAUUGAUGCAAAAAUUUUGUCACAAUGGGAGACUCCUGAUGAAGCAGUUGUACUUUUUGAUCAAAGAAUUAGUUCAAUGCGUGAUUUAUUAGGUGUUUCAAUUGUUAGAACACCAACAUAUGAAACAAAUCCACCAUUUGCAUUAACUGAAGAAUUGAUUAUAAAACGAGAAGAAUCGGCUGAUUAUAUGGUUCCUGCUGCACAUAAUUUAGCUGGUGCAUUUUCAAUAAGAUAUGAUGGUUGUUGGCCAAUUAAUCAAUUAAAUACAACACUUCUUGAUGGAGCUAAUUUGAUGAGUCCAGCACCAUCGCCAUGGAAACAAAGAUAUCCGAGAUUGAGAAAUAGAACAUCUGAAGUGAGUUAAUUUGAAAAAAGUAGAAGCUGAUUGGUUUUAUUUCAGACAUCUCCAAAAACAUCAAAUGCUCGACCAACAAGUGUUUAUGGAGGAGCUGGUUUAAUGCAAGUUGAUUCAAGUGUUCAAAUUGCACAACAACAGUAUGGAUUUGUUCAGCAACUUUUGAAAGAGACGAAAGGUUGGUCAAUUUUUCAAAUAAUAUAUUUCUAAGUAACAGCACUGCUCCAUCACUGUGUUUUGUAUAUUCUCACAUAUUUCAUUUUCGCACACAAUGCAUAUCAAUAAAACAAACAGGUUCUCCGCGCGCGCGGAAAAUUUUUUCACCGAUUACAACGCCUUUUCCAAAAUCGUAUUGAACAGCCCGUUUUAUUUAUAUGAAGAACACGCUGAUGAAAACAUGUGGGGGUAUAGCUCAGUGGUAGAGCGCUCCCUUAGCAUGGGAGAGGGCUGGGGUUCAAUUCCCCAUACCUCCAAGACAUUUUUUUGUUUUGAAUUGAGAGAUUUUUUGCAAAAAUUUGUUCUAGACACAGAAAAGCUUCGGGAACUUUCUUGACAAAUGUUUCCAAAUUUUGUGGAUCAGCUGAAAAAUUUUGCCGAAGUCAAAUUUUUUGGGCUUAAAAGCUCAAAUUUUGAGCUGAAAUUCAUGAAAAACCGCACAAAAUUUUCGUCUAAAAAUGCGUUGAAGCUUCUGAUUUUUUAAAGAAAAUAAGGUCGUACAGAAAUUAUUCAUUAGUCGGGAAAAAAAUCUCAAAACGGCAAUAAAAUUGUUAUUUUACAGCCAAAACAAAACGAAUGCUUGUCGAUAAAAUGGGAAAAGAAGCAGUACAAUUAGGUCAUUUGGAUGCUGGUAUAACAGGAGUUGAAGAAAACACUUUGGUCGCCUCGUUUUGUGAUCUUCUUGAAAGAAUUUGGACACAUGGAUUGAAAAACAAGCACGGAAAAUCAUCACUUUGGAAUUAUGUGCUACAGCAUCAAGAUUUUGAGAAACCUGGUUUGACAACUCGCGCUUCUUCUACUUCAAUGUUGACACCAGGUUUUUAUUUUUAUUCAUUUCUCAAAUCUUCUAUUUCAGAUUUAUGUAACUUCUUCUUUUAAAACUUAUCCCUAUUUAGCAUUAGCGUGGCUCGUUUUAAGACGAAAAAUUGAACGUAAGAAAUAUUUGUGAGAGCGACAAAAACUUGAGCUUCUUGAAUAUUUUUCGUUGUACAGUGUUUGUGAAACACACUGUUGUUUUUGUGAAUUUCAGUUAUGUGUGAUAUUGUUGUCAUGUGGCUUUUCAGGUUUUCGUGCUCCAUCCUUACCUCCUGCAAUUGAUGAAGUACCUGCUCCAAUUAUUCUUUCACCACAAAAUGAAUCGGAUGUUUUAUCGACUAUUACGGAUAUUGUGGAUUCGAUUCGAGUUUCUGAUGAACCUUGGUCGAAAUCACUUUUACGAGCCGCGACUUUUAUAGCAGACAAAAUCAAAGAUAAUAAUGGAAAUCCAGUUGGAACAAUUCCAGAAGAACCAAGAAGAUCGAGAUAUCCAACAAGUGGUUUAUUGAUUAGAUCAAGAAAUCCAAGUCAAGAACCACAAAAAUGUAGCAUGAUGAAAAAAUCGAGCAGUAUUGGUGGUUUGUAGCUUUUCUUCCUAUGUUAUCAAAAAUAUAUUCAUUUUUUUCGAUUUUUUCAAAAAGUGAAAAUAUUUUAUUCGUAUUUUUCCUUUAUAUUUCCAAUUGUUUCGUUUUUACGAAAAUAUAUUGUGAAAUUGCACUUCUUUCCUUUCCGAAAAAAAUUACAAAUUCCGGAAUCCGAAAAAAUAGAAAAAAACAGGAAAUAGCUUCACGUGUGGUUCUAGUUUGGGCCUGACUGAGCAGCUUUGAAUUGUUUUAUAUACAAAAAUCUGAUGUGAAUAUUUCAGAUUUUACAAAUCCAGCAUGGAAUGGAUCACAGACAGAUGUAUCAAACUUGGGUGGAUAUGCAAGUGUUGAAGGUUCACCGCGGAAAAUGAGAUCGCAAAGUCGAGCAAGAAGUCCAGAUGGAGCUAGAGUUGUGUUAUCUCCGCUACCAACACAUGUUGCAUAUGAUCUUAAGUAAGUUACAAGUUUUGGCCGGAUACUCGAAAAAUAUGGAAUUUUCGGGUAAUUUUUAUGUGAAUUUUAUGCUGAAGAUUUUCCAGUUGAAUUUACACUUCAUGAACUCAAUAAUUUUUUCUACAGAAACGUGCUUCGUAUGACAGAAAUAAAAACAGAUAUCGGCUAUGCUCGUGCAUUUGUUCGCCUUGCUCUCGAAAGAAAACUUCUUCAUAAACAUCUUGGUGCUCUUUUGAAUAAUUCUCGAGUUAUUGAAGAUAUCUAUAAACCUUAUGCAUUUGUUGCCAGCGAAGAAGAAAGAGAACAAUUCCUUUUUCAUAUUUUAUCAUUAAAUGCUGCACAAUUUCGAUGUUUCACCAAUACAUUUACUAAAACGAGUGAGUUAAUUGAACCAACUUUAAAAAAAACUAAAAAGCGUUUUGUUUUUCUAGAAAUGGAUUAUCAAGUUGUAAUUGUUACUGGAUCUUGGCGUGGAACACUUCCUGCAAUUUGGGUUACUAUUGAAGGAACACUUUGUAGUAGUCCACAAAUUAGUUUGAAACCGAAUACACCACUAUUUAAAUUUGAUGUGAGUUUAAACAAUUUUCAACGGAAUUUAAUUUUUCUGAAAUUUUUGCAGCAUAAAAAUCUUGGUGUUUUAUCAACACUUCGAAUCGGCCAUCAAUCAACACACAAAUGGUUUCUUGAAUAUAUUAUUGUUCGAAAUGAAAUCACCGGACAAACAUAUAAAUUUCCAUGUGGUCGUUGGUUUGGAGAAGAUCGAUGGUUUGGAAAUGGAGAAGACAGUACACUUGAAAGAGUAUUGAUUGCUGAAGCAUUUGUUGAAUUUGAAAGAAAUGAGAUGAUGAAUAAUCGAGGUGAAACAGGAAAUGCAAGUGGAUAUGAAUCGGAUCGAGAACCGUGUUCACCAGCAAGAACGAGAAGAACAAUGUCACGAAGUCAAACACCGCAAAGAGAUAGAAGUCCAUCAAAUGGUAGAAGUCAGGAACAAAAUUCGAGAUCAAGAAGUAAGUUAUAA